GCGGCGCAGGGCGCGGGGCGGCAUGGCCACCACCGCUCAGUACCUGCCGCGGGGCCCCGGCGGCGGAGCUGGCGGCACCGGGCCGCUCAUGCAUCCCGAUGCCGCGGCAGCGGCGGCAGCGGCGGCGGCCGCCGAGCGGCUGCACGCGGGGGCCGCGUACCGCGAAGUGCAGAAGCUGAUGCACCACGAGUGGCUGGGCGCGGGCGCGGGCCACCCCGUGGGCCUAGCGCACCCCCAGUGGCUACCCACGGGAGGAGGAGGUGGCGGUGACUGGGCCGGCGGCCCGCACCUGGAACACGGCAAGGCGGGCGGUGGCGGCUCCGGCCGAGCCGACGACGGCGGCGGCGGCGGCGGUUUCCACGCCCGCUUGGUGCACCAAGGGGCGGCCCACGCGGGCGCGGCAUGGGCACAGAGCGGCACAGCGCACCACCUGGGCCCCGCCAUGUCGCCGUCGCCCGGGGCCGGUGGGGGCCACCAACCCCAGCCGCUCGGGCUGUACGCGCAGGCGGCCUACCCCGGUGGCGGCGGCGGCGGCCUGGCCGGGAUGCUGGCGGCGGGCGGUGGCGGCGCGGGACCCGGCCUGCACCACGCGCUGCACGAGGACGGCCACGAGGCACAGCUGGAGCCGUCGCCGCCACCGCACCUGGGCGCACACGGACACGCACACGGACAUGCACACGCGGGCGGCCUGCACGCGGCGGCGGCGCACCUGCACCCAGGCGCGGGCGGCGGUGGCUCGUCGGUGGGCGAACACUCGGACGAGGAUGCUCCCAGCUCCGACGACCUGGAGCAGUUCGCCAAGCAGUUCAAGCAACGUCGCAUCAAGCUGGGCUUCACCCAGGCCGACGUGGGGCUGGCGCUGGGCACUCUCUACGGUAACGUGUUCUCGCAGACCACCAUCUGCCGCUUCGAGGCCCUGCAGCUGAGCUUCAAGAACAUGUGCAAGCUCAAGCCGCUGCUCAACAAGUGGCUGGAGGAGACCGACUCGUCCAGCGGCAGUCCCACCAACCUGGACAAGAUCGCGGCGCAGGGCCGCAAGCGCAAGAAGCGCACGUCCAUUGAGGUGGGAGUCAAAGGCGCGCUCGAGAGCCACUUUCUCAAGUGUCCCAAGCCCUCUGCGCACGAGAUCACCGGCCUAGCCGACAGUCUACAGCUGGAGAAGGAGGUGGUGCGUGUCUGGUUCUGCAACCGGCGGCAGAAGGAGAAGCGCAUGACCCCCGCGGCCGGCGCGGGCCACCCGCCCAUGGACGACGUUUACGCGCCUGGGGAGCUGGGGCCUGGCGGGGGCGGCGCGUCGCCACCCUCUGCGCCCCCGCCACCGCCUCCGGCCGCGCUGCACCACCACCACCACCACACACUGCCCGGCUCAGUGCAGUGACCCUGCGGGCUGGGUUUCCCACCGACGCAGCGGUGCCUCCGGCGCGCAAUCAGCCCGCGCGGCCUAGACUCUUUUUUUUUGUUGUUCUUUAUUCGGUUGCUUUGGAUUUUACAAAAAGGAAAAAAAAAAACAGAAACUUUUAAACAAAACCAAACAACCCCGGACCGAACCCCUCUCUGGCGAGCGGCAAAGGGCGGCCGAGAGGCUGUGUCGCCCGAGUCCCGGGAGAGAGCAGCGAAGAUCCGGAAUGCGCCAACUCAUUCUGGGCGCCCUCUGCCCACUGCCUGCUCCCUGUCCCCAUACCCUCGACGACCCCUGCCCCUGCCCCCGGGCUGUUCGGGGCCGGAUCCCGGCAGCGGCCUCCCCACAGCGAAAGGUAACGCGGUGCGGGGUUAGGGAUUCCCGGGAGAAAGGACGAAGAGAGAGAGUCCCCCGCAGCUCUCCCGGGCGCGGACUCCCUGUAGCCUGCAGGUCACGGGUGGGGGACUGUCACUUUAUUCUCUCCGCGCCUCUUCUCUUGCACCCCAGCACCCCAGCCCCUCACCCUU
Molecule: messenger RNA, 1926 nt
Organism: Alexandromys fortis (reed vole)
Lineage: Eukaryota; Metazoa; Chordata; Mammalia; Rodentia; Cricetidae
Gene: Pou3f1
Product: POU class 3 homeobox 1
Exons: 1
Coding region: 23-1378 (451 amino acids)
Biological process (GO): regulation of transcription by RNA polymerase II; brain development
Cellular component (GO): nucleus
Molecular function (GO): DNA-binding transcription factor activity, RNA polymerase II-specific; RNA polymerase II cis-regulatory region sequence-specific DNA binding
Source: RefSeq, a predicted model, not a curated record